Molecule: messenger RNA, 2403 nt
Organism: Durusdinium trenchii
Lineage: Eukaryota; Dinophyceae; Suessiales; Symbiodiniaceae
Source: the annotation of a GenBank genome assembly
ACACAGCUGCCUUCGGAUACGUUGGGAGCGUUGCAUGGCGGAGCACAUUAUGACGCGACCCUUAGAGGAUCGGCGCCUCCUCGAUUGGGGUUGGACUUUGACGCCUCGGCCCCUCGGACAACUCGGAGCGCCCUUUCGGACGGUUCUGACGGCUUGAGAAGCGCGUUCCUUCCAAGAAUCAGUUGCAGAGAUGAUGAUACUUAUCCAGGAGAGAAGAGCCGACGACACGCGACAGCGCAGUCGUAAAGCAGGUCGCAGACACAUGACUGUGUAUACAUGUCGUAUACACAUAUGUGUCGAAAUGUUUGCAUUUGUGUGCGCACAAGCAUUUUCAUAAUUGCCCAGCAUUUGGGAGGAAAUUGCUGCGAUCAAAUCAAAGACAUGCUUGUCUCCAGCUCCGCUGCAACUCCGAGACGAGUGUCAGAAGGCUCCGGAUGAGCUUAUCAGACUUGCGCAAGCAAAGACGUGCAUCUCCACUGCAAGUGCCAUCCAUAAACCUAAUGUCCAUCUGGGAGGGCAGGUUGAGACUACAUGGCCUGUGGGCAUGGUGCAUCCCGAGUCUAAGCUAUGCACGGCAUGGGGAAUCCUCGCCUGUUUUGUCAUCUUUUGGAGUGGUGUAGAGGCACCUUUGGAGGUCUACCAUUUGCCACCGUUCAUGGUGGACAUAAUGCUCGCGAUCCGAAUUGUAUGGCUGUGCUUUUGGGUGGUUGAUAUUCUCUUCACUUGCAGCACAGCCAUCUAUGUUGACGGUACACUGGUCACAUCACGGAAGGCGAUUGUCAAGGCCUAUGCAAAGUCCUGGCUGCUAUGCGACUUGAUUGUGCUUGGUGUCGAUACUUGGUCAUGGAGCUGCCUCUCGCGGGACAAAGCUAUUGUCCGCAGUAUACUCAUUGGAAGGUUCAUUUUCUUUGCACGACUGCUGCCAACGAUACGCUACCACAAACUCUUGAAAGUUGUCCCCUCAUUUGGCGUUCGGCGCGAGAAGAGCAAGUUGUUUCUGAAGAUGUUCAUCCUUCUUUUCAUCCUUGCCUCCAGCAUCCAUCUUCUUGCCGCGCUUUGGUUUGUGGCUGGAGAUGUCGAUGGUGGCUGGGUUGAUGAUGAAAGUCUCCAAUACACACCUCUUGGCGACCAAUACAUGCGGAGUGUGGAGUGGGCACUUUCAAGGCUGCCUGCCGCAGCCAUGGGGUCGAACAUGAAUCUGAACACCGGCCUUGAACGAGGCCUUGCCAUUCUGGCCACAUUCACAGCGCUCUUGAUUGGCUCCUUGACGACCAGUGUGGUAACCAACACCUUGGCCAACCUAAACAGAGCGCUUCAAGAGAAGAGGAAGAUUCUGAACUGUGCCUGGAAAUACUGCAGCACCCAUGGUCUGAGUCGAUCAUACUACACCAAGAUCAAGAAACACAUGGAGCGAGAGCAGUUGCGCAAUGAGCGCAGAACCUGCUUGAAGACGUUGCAGCAGCUUCCCAAGGACUUGGUGCAGGAGCUCUUUGCCGAAGCACGCUGCAAGAUAUUGAGUUCAUGGAUUUUUUUUCAUGAAAUCGCUGGCAACUAUGGUGCGAAUAUGAUCGUUUGCAACCGAGCAGUGUCAGAGCGUUUCUUUCUCGCCAAAGACGUCGUUUUUAAAGGGGGCCUUGUCGCACAAGGCAUGCUCAUGCUCAGUUUCCAAAGCACCUACUACUCCCUCGCGGUUGCGCAUUUCCAGGCUGAUUCCAUGGCGACAGAUGCCGACUGCACUGACAUUGUACCUCCAACAAGCUCUCGCUCAGCAAGAGUGGCCGAUUGUGACUCUUCUGCUGUUUGGCCACAGAGAGUGGAGGCAGAAGUGCCAAUGGCUGAACAUGCUUUGUGGUUGGCAGUGUGGCAACAUGAAGGCACUUUGCAAGCCAAAGGUGCAGGUGUGGGUCUUUGUGUCUUGGCCUCCGAGUUCCUCGUGGUUUUGGCGGAGCACCCGGCCAUUCUCUUCGAGGCCAUCCAGCGCGCCCACCGCUUCCUCGAGACCUUCCAGCGCCUCCAGGAGGAGGAGGAAGGGUAUUGCUUGAGCGACCUGCCACUGCAGAACUGAGGCUCUAAAUUUAAAGGAGUCAUCCAACGAAUAUUCUGUACCGAUUUAUGAACUUCAUGUUAGCAACCCUCUGCCUGGCAAACAUUCACGCAGCCACUGCGAAUGGCAGUUGCGAAGUGUCGUUGAAUGUGUGCCCGCAGGGGGUGCUUUUCUGUGUGUCUCAGCGCGAGCACAGCGAGCACAUCCACCACCCAGUCAUUCAAGUCAUGAUGACCUCCAUUUGGCACCCCUCGAGGGUACGGGUAGCCCCUCUUUGAAAGAAUGGAGGGCUACGUCACCCAGUUCAACGUGAGAGGCUCAGCGUAGCUUCUUCGACACAAGCCAGCCUAGGUUUCCGC